Messenger RNA from Andrographis paniculata, 3270 nucleotides. RefSeq names its product pentatricopeptide repeat-containing protein At5g57250, mitochondrial. The record is from RefSeq and is a predicted model, not a curated record. The transcript has a single exon. The coding region runs from base 32 to 3196 and encodes 1054 amino acids. NCBI's taxonomy places the organism in Eukaryota, Viridiplantae, Streptophyta, Magnoliopsida, Lamiales, Acanthaceae. Gene Ontology annotation, molecular function: protein binding.
AAGCCUUCAAGUUGGGACGAUUUCUUCAUGGAUGGCGUGGUAUCUUCUUCCUAGAAAUCAGUCCAAAAUGUUUCCGCCCCCCAACUUGUUGAAAAUCGGUUAUUCUCCGACCAUUAGAGACUUUAACAACUUCCUUUUCCUCCUCUGCAGCAAGCAAAGGUUCAAAGCUGUUAUUUACAUUUUCUCUCAACUCAGCUCCAACCAAAUCAAUGCCGACACCCAAACCCUCAAAAUUUUUGCAAAAGCUUUGCUGAAGGAGAAUAAAUAUGGAGGAGGCGUUGGUUUCUCGAAAACCCUUCGGGUGAAGUCUAGGAUUGGCAAUAUGAAUCGGGUUCUUGAUUCUUCGUUACAAGGAGUUUGUUCUUCUAAUCAUGAUCCUGAUAGGGGAUUUUCUCUAUUGAAAUCUUUCUUGGAAAUCGAGGGAUUCUUCCCUUCUUCUCGCACCUUUUGUUUAUUGAUUUUUGGCUUUAGCAAAUUGGGGAAAAUGGAUAAGGUCAUUGAUUUGUUAGAAUUGAUGUCCGAUGAUAAGUUCAAUUAUCCUUUUGAUAACUUCGUUUGUAGCUCUGUGAUUGCUGGUUUUUCAAGAAUUGGGGAAUAUGAACUUGCGGUUAGGUUUUAUGAUAAUGCUGUAAAAUCCGGUAAUUUAGUGCCCAAUGUCGUCACCUGCACAGCACUUCUGAAUGUGUACUGUAAAUUGGGGGAAAAAGUUGAGGCUUUUGAUUUGGUUGCUUGGAUGGAAGACAAUAAUUUGCCUUUUGAUGUUGUGUUCUAUAGCAAUUGGAUGUAUGCUUGUUUAAGUGAAGGAUUGAUUCAUGAGGCGCUUGAAAGGUUUACAUCAAUGGCAGACAGAAAAAUUGAGCUGGACAACAUUGGCUAUACAAUGCUUAUUGAUGGAUUUUCGAAGCAAGGAAUUGUGGAGAAGGCUGUUGGUUUUUUGUACAAGAUGAGAAGAGAGGGAGUCGAACUGAAUGUGGUUACCUACACAGCAAUCAUUUUGGGGUUUUGCAAGAAAGGGAAGUUAGAUGAGGCGUUAGCAAUUUUUGGCAUGCUUAAGAGGUUGGGGAUGGAGCCCGAUGAAGUUACAUAUGCUGUUUUGAUUGAUGGAGCUUGUAGAACUGGUGAUUUCAGCCUUGUAUUCCAGCUGCUCGAUGAAAUGGUGAAGAAAGGUGUGAAUCCUGGUGUUGUGACGUACAAUACUGUCAUUAAUGGAUUGUGCAAAGUUGGGAGGACAAUGGAGGCUGAUGAUUUCUCAAAGGGCAUAAUUGGGGAUGCUGUGACAUAUACAACACUUUUACAUGGAUAUCUUCAAGAGCAAAGUUCCUUAGGCAUAUUAGAGACAAAAAGACGAGUUGAGGAAUCUGGUGUGACGAUGGAUAUAGUAAUGUGUAAUGUGUUGAUUAAAGCAACACUUAUGAUAGGCUUGUUCGACUAUGCUUAUGCAAUUUAUAGAGGGCUUACGACGAUGAAUCUCUUGGCUAAUUCUGUCACAUACUGUACCCUAGUUGAUGGAUAUUGUAGAGUGGGUAUGAUUGAUGAGGCACUUGAGGUAUUUGAAGAUUUCCGGAAGUCAUUGAAUGUUUCGGCUGCUUGUUACAAUUGUAUCAUUUCCGGUCUUUGCAAAAAAGGGUUGGUAGAUAUGGCGAUAGAUGUAUUCAUUGAGUAUAUUGGGAAGGGUAUGCCUUUGGACAAGACUAUAUGUAAGUUGUUGAUCAAGGCGAUGGCAGAGAACAAAGGUGCAGAAGGUAUUUUAAAGAUGAUAUAUAAAUUGGAAAAUGUGGAGCAUCAAUCAUUGUGCGAUAUAUGCAACGACACUAUUUUUUUCCUGUCCAAAAUGGAAUUUGUUUUCCCUGAGGACUUGUGGUGCGGAAUAUUGUCGCAGAUGAGGAGGAAAGGAUUAGAGUUGUCUAGCAUGUGUUUUUAUUCGAUGUUGAGGAAGCUUCUGAGUGAAGGUAAAACACCAUUGGUUCGUAGUGUGUUACCUUUGUUUGUUAAAAGCCAUGGCAUGUUUGAUGUUGGAGUUUGUAAGAUACUUGUGCAUUACCUGUGCUUUCUUGAUGUGAAAAAGGCACUUGUAUACCUCUCAACCUUGAAUGGGAAUGAAUGGAGCAUUACCAUCCCGAUUAUGAUUUUCAUGACACUGACAAAUAAUGGUCGAGUUUUAGAUGCAUAUGAGCUCUUGGUGGGUGCUGAAAACCAUCUCCCAAAUAUGGAUGUUUUCAAUUACUCAAUUAUGGUUGAUGCUCUUUGUAAAGGCAAGCAUAUCGAUAAGGCGUUGAAUGUUUGCUCUGUAGCAAAGGGAAAAGGGAUAGCGCUAAACAUUGUUACUUACAAUUCUGUCAUAAAUGGUCUCUGCCAUCAGGGUUGUUUGAUUGAGGCUUUUAGAUUGUACGAUUCACUGGAGAGGAUCAAUGUUUGUCCUACGGAAGUUACAUAUGGUACUCUUAUUGAUGCUUUAGUUAGAGAAGGACUUCUACAUGAUGCUAGGAUGCUCUUUGACAUAAUGUUGGCGAAGGAUCUCACCCCGGGCACACACAUCUAUAAUUCAUUGAUCAAUGGCUAUUGCAGGGUGGGUCGACUCGAGGAAGGUAUGAAACUUUUCCAUGAUUUGGAAGUAAGAGUUCUUAAGCCUGAUGGAUUCACAGUUGCUGCUCUGAUCAAUGGCUAUUGCCAGAAAGGGGAUAUGGAAGGGGCUCUUAAGUUGUAUUUUGAGUUCAAGCUCAAAGGAUUACUACCUGAUUUUCACGGCAUAAUGCAUCUAGUAAGAGGGCUGUGUGCUAAAGGAAGGAUGGAAGAGUCCCGGAGCGUAUUAAAAGAGAUGCUUCAGACACAAUCUUUUGUCGAGAUUUUACGCAGGGUAGACCUUGAAAUUAAAUUGGAUUCAGUGGGGAAUAUGCUCAUGUUUCUUUGUCAGCAAGGGCGGAUGGAUGAGGCUAUUGCAGUGCUUAAUGAAGUCGAGUCCAUUCUUUUCUUUACGGGACGAAGUUGUUCUACCCAUGUGCCGGAUUCCGAAGCAGGAAUAGAUCCAUUGCCUUUCAGCGACAGUCAACGCAAUCAGCUCAGAACUAGUGGUGGUGAAGAUGGAAAAGUAGAGCUAUUGAAGGAUUUCGAUUCGUUCUAUUCGGUUAUUCGUUCACUUUGUUUAAAAGGGAAUUCAAUUGAAGUGAAGAGACUAAUGAAAAUGCUCAUGACAUCAUGAACUUUUCAAAGAAGUUCAAAUGAGGAGCAAACAAUGCUUGUCUCUAUGACACUGAUCUACCACACAACGGCAGG